CUUCACUCUACUCUCCUCCCCAUUCACUGUCACAGUUAAAGCCAUUCCGCGCUCUGACUCGCGCCCUGUCUCUUCCCCAUCCCACCACCAACGACACCAAACAACACGCCAAAAUGUCUGACCAGCUCGCUCCCAUCAACGUCGGCCUCAUGGGCACCGGCGAGUACACCACUGGCAUCACGCCCUCGGGACAGUCCAAGUCGGACAAGAAGAUCGGCGUUGUCGGCGUCACCAUGUUCGACCUCCGCCGCCGCGGCAAGGUCGGAGAGGUGAUCAUGGCCGGCACCAACGGCGGCAAGUUCCCCGAGAUCCGCGAGCACUUCCAGAAGAACAUUGGCGACGUCUACAAGGGCCUCGACCUCACCUUCCGUGGCUUCCCCGAGCAGGGUGUCCGCAACGCUGAGGCGUACAAGGAUGCUCUCCGUGCCCUCCCCAAGGGCUCGGCCGUCAUCAUCUUCACCCCCGACUCGACCCACUUCCCCAUCGCCAGCGAGGCCCUCAACCUCGGCCACCACGUGCUUGUCACCAAGCCUGCUACCCAGAAGCUUGAGGACCACCAGAAGCUUGUCGACCUCGCCGCUGAGAAGGGCCUUGUCUGCAUGGUCGAGCACCACAAGCGCUUUGACCCCGCUUACAACGACGCUCGUGCACGUGCCCAGAAGAUUGGCGACUUCAACUUCUACUCGUCGUACAUGUCGCAGCCCAAGUUCCAGCUCGAGACCUUCAAGUCGUGGGCUGGUAUCGACUCGGACAUCUCGUACUACCUCAACUCGCACCACAUUGACAUUCACGCCUGGAUGGUCCAGGGCAAGUACCGCCCCACCAAGGUGACCGCCUCGGGCACCAAGGGUAUUGCGACCGACAUGGGCUGCGACCCCCGCACCGAGGACACCAUCACCCUGCUUGUUGACUGGGUCAACAUCAAGGACGAGUCCAAGCGCGGAACGGCCGUUUACACUGCUUCGUGGGCCGCUCCCCUCAAGGCCGGUGUUCACUCGGAGCAGCGCUUCCACUACAUGGCGAGCAAGGGCGAGGUCCGUGUCGACCAGGCUCACCGUGGAUACUCGAUUGUCGAGGACGACAUUGGCAAGGUUGACUACAACCCCUUCUACGUCAAGUACUCUCCUGACGAGAACGGCUUCUUCGACGGCCAGCGCGGCUACGGCUAUCUUUCGCUCGAGAAGUUCAUCGACGCCGCCCGCCAGGUCACUGCCGGUACUGCCAAGGCCGCCGACUUUGAGGACAAGGGAUUGCCCACCAUCAAGGACACUGUCCUCACCACCGCCAUCCUGCACGCUGGCCGCGUGUCUCUUGACGAGAAGAGGAGUGUCGAGAUUGUCGAGGAGGGCGGCAAGUACCGUCUUGUGUAGGAGUGCAUUCUAGGACAGCUUUGUAAUGUAUGGCAGUGGUUUGUGAAC
This is a messenger RNA of Vanrija pseudolonga, 1418 nucleotides long. RefSeq names its product Putative oxidoreductase YceM (gene yceM). Gene Ontology annotation, biological process: NADPH regeneration. Bases 114 to 1370 code for a protein of 418 amino acids. Gene Ontology annotation, molecular function: oxidoreductase activity; nucleotide binding. The transcript is spliced from 6 exons. Lineage: Eukaryota; Fungi; Basidiomycota; Tremellomycetes; Trichosporonales; Trichosporonaceae. Gene Ontology annotation, cellular component: cytoplasm. The record is from RefSeq and is a predicted model, not a curated record.